CAGCCGCGUGAUUCGCUGCCUGAUGCCAAAACGUCAUCGCCGGGCGACGUCGCAGAGAGCUAGUGAGCAAGCGCGCUCCCUGUGCUUGGCGGCGAGGUGUAGGGACGGACGAACGGACAGGCAGACGAACAGAUCGGCGAGUUGUUUUGAGAACGGCAUGGCGGCGGCGGCGGCUCAAGCUCUGGCAGAGGUCGAGCUGCCCUCGUUCGAGGCUGCGCGGGGGCUGGCGGAGAGCCGCUACUCCUGCCUGGUGGUGAUGCCGCACAGGAGGCACAUCGCGCUGCCGCCGCGUUUCCUGCAUCGCAAGCGGACGGGGAUCUGCGCGCAGCUGGAUGCAGAGCUGCGCCGCUUUUCGGACAGUUUUCAAGGUGUUCCUGUGGCUUAUGAUGAUAUUAAAAUAACAAAUGAGCUAGGAGAUAUAAUUGAUGACCUUGGAGCUAUCCAUCUGGACAUUGAAGCAAAUUUUGUUGUAUUUCAGCCUAAACCAGGGAAAAAAAUUGUGGGAAUAAUCAAUAAAGUGGCUCCUAGCCACAUAGGCUGUCUGGUACAUGGAUGUUUCAAUGCUUCCAUCGCAAAACCUGAUCACAUAUCAACUGAUGAAUGGAAGAACCUUGGCUUUCAAAUAGGCCAUAGAUUAGUUUUUAAAGUAUUACAUUUUGAUUCAGAUGCCGCUGGAGUGUUCUGUAUCCGAGGAAGGUUGUGUAGAAACAGCACUGGCGAAGAGACACCACAGGAAAAAGGCAAGAAAAAACAUGAGAAGCAUUGCGAUGUCCAAAAUGCCCCAGAGGAGAUGGAGAUUGAUGUAGGAACAACUGGGAUCGAAGCUGGAGAUGUGCAGAGCAAUGACAUUGAUUAUGGGAUAUAUGAAAUGCCGGAGAGGGAGAGUGAGCAAGACAGAGUUGAUUUGGGGACCCAUGCCAGUGACUCCAGCGGCUACCAUAGUGACCAUGGCAAAUCUAAGAAGAGGAAGAAACUAUCUGAGGAAGAAAACGGGUACCUGGAAUUGUCAAAACCUAAAGCUAAAAAGAAGAAAAAAGAAUGAGGGUGUCUGAAUAAUACCAAAAGUGCCUUGAUUGAACCUGGAGCUCUUUCAUCAGACAUAUUUGGACUAAUUAUGCUCCAUUUUAACAUCACCAGCUGGAUAGAGUUUUGUUGUAAAUGUUGUAUAUAUGCACAGGGAGAAGAUCUGUAGAAGCAAAUAAUAAACAAUCUGAGAAAAGAAA
This is a messenger RNA of Varanus komodoensis (Komodo dragon), 1223 nucleotides long. It is a transcript of the gene POLR1F, whose product is annotated as RNA polymerase I subunit F. NCBI's taxonomy places the organism in Eukaryota, Metazoa, Chordata, Lepidosauria, Squamata, Varanidae. Bases 23 to 1042 code for a protein of 339 amino acids. Gene Ontology annotation, biological process: DNA-templated transcription initiation; DNA-templated transcription. The record is from RefSeq and is a predicted model, not a curated record. The transcript has 4 exons. Gene Ontology annotation, cellular component: RNA polymerase I complex.